Molecule: messenger RNA, 1885 nt
Organism: Heterotrigona itama
Lineage: Eukaryota; Metazoa; Arthropoda; Insecta; Hymenoptera; Apidae
Source: the annotation of a GenBank genome assembly
CGCGUUGAUAUUUUAUUAGAAUUCUCUAUACGUUAAUUUUUUUUAUUAGAAAGUACAAUUACAGAGUCUUAAAAACGUUAUAUGUGCAGAAACAUAACGAUGAAAUAGAAGCUUUUCCGAAUUUUUCCCUAAUAAAAUAACUUCUCGUAACAGCAAUGAAAAGGAAUACUUUUCGAAAAUAUUCUGCUACGCCGAUAUUCUUUUUAUUAUUUGGAGAUUUGCCAAUCACGGUUGUAUUUUUCGUGGAUGUCCUCUGUACAGGCAAGGGGUGGUAAAAAACCACCUGUUAAUAUAAUCCUCGAAUCAUGUAACGUGGCUUGCAAAGGCUGCAGCUGGGAAUCACUUCUUGAUGAAUGGAGCUUAAAAUUCGUGACAGUCUCCGCCUCCCACCGACUAUCACCGGGAAACUCGACGCUGUUCACUGUUUUGACACGGGGGGAAAUCGUUCAAACAGUGUUCAUUAGUAGAUUUUAGUUAGUCCAAAAAUUUAUUUGAACAAAGCACAAUUGGAUCGUCAAACUCAUCUGAGGGAUGAGUUCUCCAGUGUCCAUAAGUAACACUGGCCCCACGGCUGGUGCUACAGGAAUGGAAACAGUGGUAGCUGUUGCGCUUGGCGCACUAGCUGCUGUCUUCCUCGGCGCACUCCUAGUAUUACUUGUUAUAUGCAAAAGACAAAGAUGUUACUAUAAUCAAAAAGACUCUCCAGACCUAAGCUCAGACUUGUUAGAGGGAGAGAAUUUCUCUGGUUUGGGCUUAGAUGCUUGGGAAAGUGAAGAGUGGUUAGCUGGUGCAGAGAGAUGGGUUGAUGAUGCUACUGGUUUAGCUCCACUCUGCAUUGCUGUGUUAAGAUCUUGUCAUGCUUUGGCCUCCAGUCUCACUGCUAUUGCAGGCACAGUGAACAGUAACACUGUUCCAUUAGAGAUAGUGGAUGUUGCUAGACGUAUUCCACCUCGUGUUGAUGAUGUGGUCAGAAGUUUGUAUCCACCAUUAGAUGCCAGAUUAUUAGAAGCGAGAGUAGCAGCAUUGGUAUUAGCCGUUACACACUUAGCAUUGGUGACUAAGCACGGAGUGUCCAAGAGUCAUGCUAGAAAGUUGGCAUUCAUUGAUCAAGCUUUAAGUGAUAUGGAUACACAUUUAUCAGUCUUGAGAAAUGCUGCAUUGGCACAGGAAGUAGCUUGCUCCGUUCCAGCUUCUACACCAGUCUGACUUUCUCCUGAUCCAUAGGAAUUUUCACAAUUUCUAUGUUUCUCAUGGUUUUGGGUUUUUACACUAGGCUUUAUUAUUAAGCUCUAUGUGAAAUUGAAGGUACACACAUAGUAUUAUGAAAUAUUUCAUAUUAUGUAUUUCUUUUCUUUUUUAUUAUGUCAAAGUCCAAAACCCAGUAGUGCAACUUCGAGUUUUCUACCGACAAUGUUCAGUGUAUUACAUUUCAUGUAAUCACAGUGUUACAAAAAUGCAUACAUUACUUUCGUGACGUAUUAAAAAAUAUCGUAAGAUAUAUAUGUAUAUAGAGUUAAACAUCUUUCACAAUCAAAGAACACCAGAGAUAUAUACUUCUUGUGAUAUGGAUAUCCAUGAGAUUUUAGUCUUCCAUGAUGUUAAUAACUUAUAUAUAUGAAAGAUGAAAAAUUCUAUUUCGAAAGAUACCGUGUCGUUUUAUCGAUUAUACUAAGUAUUUAUAAAUGUUUUUUUUUUUUUGUUUGUACAUGUCUAUAUAUUUUUUUAUAUCUAUCAAGAAUCAAAUUAAUUUAUAGUUAAAUAUGACUUUAUAAUAAAGUUAAAUUGUAAAAGAAGAUUUCGAGUAUUUGUUGCGUGUUUUGUAAUACUUAAAUGUGUUUUAUUUCUUCUGUAGUCUCUGUAAUAAUCUAUACAUAUGUAUACAUAU